Messenger RNA from Chaetomium globosum CBS 148.51, 969 nucleotides. RefSeq lists its product as uncharacterized. Bases 1 to 969 code for a protein of 322 amino acids. Gene Ontology annotation, molecular function: heat shock protein binding; protein-folding chaperone binding. Gene Ontology annotation, cellular component: cytoplasm. The record is from RefSeq and is a predicted model, not a curated record. NCBI's taxonomy places the organism in Eukaryota, Fungi, Ascomycota, Sordariomycetes, Sordariales, Chaetomiaceae. The transcript has 4 exons. Gene Ontology annotation, biological process: protein stabilization; protein folding.
AUGGUCGCAGAAGCUCACCAAGCAACAUUGCAUUGGGUUUUUGACAAGCAGGAGAACCAACCCUGGGUCGACUUUCCCUCCUGGCUUCGGUCUUCUGAACAAUUAUACUGGAUCACUGGCAAAGCUGGCUCCGGCAAGUCGACUCUAAUGAAGUUUCUGACGCAACCGGUCCGCGAUAUUUCCGACCCCGGUGAAGGAGGGGAUGAGGCAAAUCAGCUACGUUGCACGGAACACCUCUGCCACUGGGCUGGGAAGAAGCCCUUGAUCAUCGCCCAUGAAUUCCUCGCAUCGCACCCCGAGAUUGUUCACGAUUCUCGGGAGUCUGACGGCCUCCUUUUCGAGGCCUAUACCCUUCUCCUGAAUGGCGGCCAUGAGGCGCGCACCCUCGCGCAGCAGUACACGCACCAGGCGCUUCUCCUACAAUACUGCCAUCUCCUGGGCCGCGACGGCGUGUCCCUGUUUUUUAAACGCAUGGCUACGCCUGGCCACCAAGCCCACGAGGCCUUUGAGAAGGAUCUCGCCCAGACGUUUCAGCGGAUAGUCGACAUGGCUAAGCGGGAUGCCAAAAAGCGGCGGGAUGGUGCAGAAACUGAGAGGAUGGUUGAGCGGGUCCAGCUAUGCUCGCUUGUGGACGGAGAAGCGUCGGCUCGGAUUGUGAUCCCGCCGGCGGAGAGCGACGACGAGGAAGUACGGAAGGCAAGGGCCAUCUUUGAGAGCUUUGCGCCUGAGAUGAGGGCCGCGCUAGAAACCGGGUCGCUGGAUGAGGUCAACAAAGUGUUGGGGGAAAUGGAGACCAGCGAAGCUGAAGAGCUGGCUUCACUCCUGGCCGAAUCUGGUUGCAUGAGCAUCGAAGGGGAAGUAAUUGAUGCCACAACCGAGGACGGCAAGAAGACUCUUGAGGAGCUAAAAAGUGCUAGCGGAGUAGGCAAGGAGAAGCUGCAUGAGCCCAGUCGAUCAUGGACAGCAUGA